Molecule: messenger RNA, 1402 nt
Organism: Anneissia japonica
Lineage: Eukaryota; Metazoa; Echinodermata; Crinoidea; Comatulida; Comatulidae
Product: sushi, von Willebrand factor type A, EGF and pentraxin domain-containing protein 1-like
Exons: 8
Coding region: 46-1383 (445 amino acids)
Source: RefSeq, a predicted model, not a curated record
GUGGUUGAUUGACGUCAGCGUUAUUAAAUAAUCGUUGCAGAAAUUAUGAAGAUUUAUUUCGGAUUGUUAAUUUUCAUCACUUUCACCAAAGAUUCCAGACAAAUGUUAAGCUGUUCACCUCAUGAUGAUGGUUUAGAAUUAAUAUCUGAGGGAAUGGCAGCUUAUCAGAGCUCAACAAAUCAGAUUGAACGAUACAACAUCAGCUUAACUGCGGACUUAGCUGUCGAUGGGUACACAACAACUUACAGCCGACGUUUGUGUUCAGAAUCAGAGAGCAAUUGGAGUUCUUGGUGGUAUGUGGAUCUUGGCCAAACUUCCAUCGUUUCUAGCAUUUUUGUAUACAUGAGAUAUGGACAUGCAUACAAAUUGGAUAAAGCAAUCGUUCGAGUGGGCAAUGACUCUUCAGCACCAUUUAUUGGAAACGUCCAAUGUGGAUAUAACCUCUCUUCAGUCAUCGCAAAUGGCCACAACCCUGUCAACUUGACCUGUAACCCCGCUAUAACUGGCAAAUACGUUAGCGUCUACCUACCGACGUCUGAACAUCUUAGACUGUGUGAGGUACAAGUAUUCACAGAUAUUAAGAGUCCCGUUGUGACGUGUCCAGCGAACAUAACAUUUUCGAGCACUAUUGUGACAUGGGAUUACGCAGAAGUCACAGAUAACCUGGACACUGACCUGCCUCUUACUUGUACGCCGCCUUCUGGUUCCUCGUUUGCUGUUGGUUCGACAGAUGUAAACUGCUCUGCUACUGAUGCUGCUGGUAAUACGGGUAGCUGUAUGUUUACUGUUUCCAUUACUGAUAUUAAGAGUCCCGUUGUGACGUGUCCAGCGAACAUAACAUUUUCGAGCACUAUUGUGACAUGGGAUUACGCAGAAGUCACAGACAACCUGGACACUGACCUGCCUCUUACUUGUACGCCGCCUUCUGGUUCCUCGUUUGCUGUUGGUUCGACAGAUGUAAACUGCUCUGCUACUGAUGCUGCUGGUAAUACGGGUAGCUGUAUGUUUACUGUUUCCAUUACUGGCAAUAGUAAGUUAACAGACACAACUUCCACGUCAGUCUCAACUUCCACGAUAUUUUCAACUUCUACGAUAGGGAUUAUUUCCUUUGUUGUAAUUAGUGUACUACUGUUGUUUGCGUGCCUUAUCUUCUACAGAUUCCACACGAAUCAGGCAAAUAAACAUAAACUGCUCGGAGCAAUGAUAAAAACCGUAGCCAAUAAGGUGGACAGCUACGAUACUCAACCAAAAGAACGAGAGAGACCUGACUCAGCCGGAAUAGACAAUAUAUAUGAUUUUAUUAUUGAACAGGGAGCAACAGCUAAACCAGAGGCCUACGAAAUCCCAGCGUUGACACAAGAAUUAUACAUUACUCCGAUAUAAUAAUAAUAAUAAUAUCGAU